AUGGAUAAAAAGCUCCUGAAAGCAGCUACGCUUGGUUCAUUUGAAGAAUCAGACAGUGCAGUAAAGGUAAAGUGCUCACUAAACAGAAGAAUGCUGCUUGGAAGAACUGCACAGGGGAACACCUGCCUUCACAUAGCUUCCAUGCAUGGCCAUGAGAGAUUCUGCAGCGAUGUGCUGGAGAUCGACGACUCUCUGCUUGCUGCUGUCAACUCCCAUGGGGAGACACCCCUGCUGAUCGCCAUUACCAGUGGACACCCCUCUCUGGCCUCUUUUUUUCUCGGUCGCUGCAAUACUAAUCCAGUGUUCAGUGGUUCAGUCUUGAUACAGGAUUGUGAUGGAUGUAAUGCACUGCACCAUGCCAUUCGCAGUGGCUACAGGAACCUUGCUUUGGAGUUGAUAACAACUCAGCCUGCCUUGUCCCAAGGUGUGAACAAGUUCAACGAGUCCCCCAUGUACCUUGCCCUGACGAGAGGUUUUACAGAUUUGUUUGAGGAAUUGUUUGCAAUUCCUGGCUCAGCUCAUUCAGGAAGCUACAGCUACAAUGUUCUUCAUGGUGCUGUGAAGUAUGGGAAUCCAGAUAUUGUAAAAAAAAUUAUGAGGUCCCGCCCAUGGCUGGCCAGGGAAGAAAACGACUCUGGCCAUACUCCCAUGCAGAAGGCAGUACACUGGGACAAGGGAGAAAUGCUAGGAACAAUGUUGGAACAUGACUACUCUCUGGGUUAUGUAGGGAGCAGCAAAACUGGCAGACCUCUGCUUGUUUCUGCAGCAUUUCAAGGCCAUGUGAGUGCUGCUCAAGAGCUUCUUAGGCACUGUCCAGAUACUCCUUGCUGCCAAGCUGAUGGUUGGACAUGCCUUCAUGAAGCUAUAGAGUUUGGCCAUGCAAACUUUGUUGAGUUCAUCCUAGGGGCACCACAACUUGGAAAGUUAACCAACAUGCGAGAUGGAAAAGGAAGGACUGCGUUACAUCACGCAGUCCGGAAGUGCAAUCCCAAAAUCGUGGCUGCUCUCCUUCGCAGAGGCUCUCGCAUAGACUGCACAAUGCUUGACCAAAAUCGUGAUCCAGCCAUUUGGGGAUUAGACGAGGCCAUUCAUCAUGCCAAGACUUUAAACUGGAGUAAAGUUUCAGUGCUUAUGCUGAAAGCUGACCCUGGAAAUAAGUCCACAGUCGAUAAUCUCUACAAGAAAGCCAAACGAAAUGUAAUCGAGGCAUCAAGGAAGGAUGCGAAGUGGCUAACUGAAAUGUACACGACCAACACCUCGUUGGUGGCCAUCCUGAUUGCAACAGUCACCUUCGCCGCCGCAUUCACCUUGCCCGGAGGAUACAACUCUGAUUCAGGAAGUGAUCAAGGGCUUCCUGUCAUGUCAAGAAACGCCGCGUUCCAAGUGUUCUUGGUCUCGGAUACCCUAGCCAUGCUAUCUUCACUUGCUGUUGCCUUCAUAUGCAUCUUGGCGAGACGGGAAGAUCUCGAGUUCUUGCUUUACUACAGGUCCCUCACCAAGCAGCUUAUGUGGUUCGCAUACAUGGCAACAGCUACGGCAUUUGCUACUGGUUUAUACACGGUACUGUCCCCUCGGUUGACAUGGUUAGCCGUUGGAAUUUGCAUUCUGUCAGUUGUAAUGCCCAUUGUUACCAAGGUGCUCGGGGAAUGGCCCAUGUUGAUGCUCAGAAUGCAAUUAGGAUCAUCUACGCCAGAAUUCCUUGAUAUGGUCUGA
Molecule: messenger RNA, 1713 nt
Organism: Oryza brachyantha (malo sina)
Lineage: Eukaryota; Viridiplantae; Streptophyta; Magnoliopsida; Poales; Poaceae
Product: ankyrin repeat-containing protein At5g02620-like
Exons: 3
Coding region: 1-1713 (570 amino acids)
Cellular component (GO): plasma membrane
Molecular function (GO): protein phosphatase regulator activity; protein phosphatase 1 binding
Source: RefSeq, a predicted model, not a curated record